AUGUCGCAGUAAAUUAUUUUUACGAUGACUGUAAAAUGGUGGUCAUCGUAAAGGAUAUUUCUAUAUAGAAAUGGAUUUUUAUAUGUCUUAAAUUAACUAAUUUUUAUUUCAUAACAUUUUAAUUUUCUUUGCAACUUUUCUGUGUGUGCAGUGUGUUUUAUUCAAAUAGUGCCUGUCAUAUUAAUUAAUAAAAAUGUCGUCUGAUGAUGAAAAACCUCCUGCACCUCCAGUUCGUUUGACAUCCAACAGGAGCACUGAUCUUGUCAAUAGCUCCAUUGCCGUGGAUAGGCCCCUUCCAAAGGAACCCGAGGAUUUGGACAAGAAAAAGAAAAACAUUAAAUCCAAAAAGACCCACAAGCUAUCUACUUAUGCCUCAGACAAACCUAACAUUUCUUAUCCCACCAAUUUUGAACAUACUGUACAUGUUGGAUUUGAUCCUGUUUCUGGAGAGUUUACGGGAAUGCCAGAAGCAUGGUCACGUUUGCUGAUGAAUUCAAACAUCAGUAAACAGGAGCAGAAAAACAACCCUCAAGCUGUUUUAGACGUUCUAAAUUGGUAUGAUAACAGUUCCAAAGAACCUCCAAAUACCAAGUAUAUGACCAAAACUGCCACCACACAUUCUGGAGUGUUUGUAGGUUCAACUUUAAGUAGAGUAUCAAGUUCAAGUCCGAGUAGUACUACGCCUACGGAAGGAGACAUAGGUCAUCAGUCUUAUCACAGUCCUGUACACGUUGCUAGUUCAGAAAUCGAAGAUGAAGCUCCACCUCCUCCCAUCGCCAGUCGACCUGAACGCACUAAAAGUAUUUAUACGAAACCCGUUGAAGAAAUUCAGCCGAACAACGCCGGAAACGGCACACCUCCCCACGGUCUCAGCCCCUCGCACCUCGCCCCCGUACACGCCGCCGCAAAUUCUAACGCGAACAAUACGCCCGUACCGCCAGUAUUCGACAAAAACAAAAAUCAAGCUGGUUCGGAGAUGUCGAGAGCUGCCUCGGAGAAGAGGAAGAAGAAAAUGUCGGACGAAGAAAUUCUGGAAAAGUUAAGAAGUAUCGUAUCGGUUGGGGAUCCUAAUAGAAAGUAUACUAAAUUGGACAAAAUUGGCCAGGGAGCCUCUGGUACAGUUUAUACGGCAAUAGAGACUGCGACUGGAAUGGAAGUAGCUAUUAAACAAAUGAACCUAUCACAGCAGCCUAAAAAAGAAUUAAUUAUAAACGAAAUUCUAGUCAUGCGAGAAAAUAAGCAUGGGAAUGUUGUUAAUUAUCUAGACAGUUAUUUAGUAAAUGAGGAACUUUGGGUAGUUAUGGAAUACCUACCUGGCGGUUCACUGACUGAUGUAGUAACAGAGACUUGUAUGGAUGAGGGGCAGAUAGCCGCAGUAUGUCGAGAAGUUCUUCAGGCCUUAGAUUUCCUCCAUUCCAACCAAGUUAUCCACAGGGAUAUAAAGUCUGACAAUAUUUUGUUAGGUCUUGACGGAUCUGUUAAAUUAACGGAUUUUGGUUUUUGUGCUCAAAUUAGCCCAGAACAGUCAAAAAGGACUACAAUGGUGGGCACCCCUUACUGGAUGGCACCCGAAGUUGUCACCAGGAAGCAAUACGGACCUAAGGUUGACGUGUGGUCAUUGGGUAUAAUGGCGAUAGAAAUGAUAGAAGGAGAACCUCCAUAUCUAAAUGAAAAUCCUCUUAGAGCACUUUACCUUAUCGCUACUAAUGGUAAACCUGAUAUUAAGGAAAAAGAAAAACUGUCGCCGGUAUUUCAAGAUUUUCUAGACAAUUGUUUAGCGGUAGAGGUUGACAAGAGAUCAUCUGCUAGGGAUUUAUUAAAGCAUCCUUUUUUGAAGUUAGCGCGUCCACUUGCGAGUCUUACGCCAUUAAUUUUAGCAGCCAAGGAUGCUGCCAAACAGCACUAGCGACGAUGUCGCUGUCAACGGCCACACUAACAGCGUCGCCUUGUAAAAUAUUAUUUUAAAAGAAGUAAAUUUUAACGGUCGUUUUUGUUACAGAUUUUCUGAAUUAAGGGAUUCAAAUAGUAUAGGCUGUUUUUUAGUUGAUGGCGCCUAAAAUUAUUGCUAUAUAUUGUAAAUUGGGUUAAAUGUUUAUAAUCGUCUCAUAAAGGUUAUUUCGGGCCAUUCAGUUAUCUUGAUGUACACAUUCCUUGCACUAUGAAUUGGCAUCUUAAAAUUUGGCAAAAAAAUAUGUCUAUAACUAGAUUUUAAACUGAAAUCUAAUAUCCAAAAAGAUACUAUUAAGCAAAUAAUUUAUUGUUGCCAAUAUCAACGUAUUAUGCAUAUUUUUAUAUGAGAGAUGUGGAUCUAUUAGAUGAAGGAACAUGACGUUUUUGAAUGGCAAUAUGACCUAAGCGAAUUAAUCGUUGCGAAAAAUAGUUUAAAUAUUAGAAUAUUUCUCCCAAUUCCUUGAGGAGUAAUUAAAUUUUAAGUAAUUUUAGGUCCAGAAAGUCCUUUUUUGGGUCGCAAUAAUGGAAUUUCAUAAAUCCGUAGAUAAACACUUUACGCGAACCAUUUUAACAAGCAACUACAUUAAAUCACUAAACUAACUUCAUAAAUUAUUUCUUCAAUCCACAUCUAAAAAUAUAAUUUGCAAAAAAAUAUAUACAAAGAUUUUAGUGCCUAAAUAAUUUUUAUCACUGAUUGGGAGACGUUCCAAUUAAUUUGCGUCAGACAUUACUUUUUAUCUUUUUUUUAUUUUAUAAUUAUUGUAAUUAAUAAAAUAAUUAGUAAUCGUUGGUUAAUUGGCAAGACCACAUAGUUUUUUCUUUUGGUGCGAACUCGACUAAUGAAGAUUGGCUACAACCAUUGGAAAUUGGUCUCUAUAUUCUGCCUUUGUUAAAAACCCGUUUGGGUGUUCAACCCGGUCCAGUCGCAAAUAUUUUUCAGCCAGUAUAUUUGUCGUCUACAAGCACCUUUUUUGUUCGAUUUUACCCUUCAUAAUCAGCUGCAACAACUGAUACUUGUCAUUUCUAAGUACAGUCGGAAAAAAUGAAAGAUUACCCAUGAACGAUCACGCCAAUCACUUAUUUUGAAUUUGUUGUCUUUUUCUAUAAAUAACAAACGUUUGUUAUAGAAAAAGACAGCAAAUACAAAAUAAGUGAUUGAUGUGACUGUAUGUGCCCCAAAUAUGCUGUCUUUCUCCUUGUAAUGGUGGUCAAACGUUCUCUGUUUUUUCCUAUUCUGUGCAACACCAUUUCGUUCGCAAUAUGAUCGGUGCAUGGUAUUUUUAAAAUUCUCCUAAAAAGCCACAUCUCAAAAGCUUCCAGCUUUCUGGUUAAGUCAACACAUAGUAUCAAAUAAACUUAAUCGUAUCGUAACAUAGACUCUUAGGAUGCUUAAACUUAGUGUUUAUGAAAUGUGAAGUAUGGUCCGAAUAACAAUCUUUAAGAGUAUUCGCUCCGAGCGUUAACAAAGUGUCAAAGCAAAAUCAACCGACCUGCUCAUGGUGGCGGUUUUUUGAAAUUUUAUAAGGACGCUUUGUGUAUGUUUAAAUGAAACAUUUAAAAAAAAUGCCGUAUCACGCUAGUGAUAUUAUGUAUUAAUAUAAACAGCAAAUAAAAACGCACUUAAUCUGAUAUAAAUUCUUCACUUUCCAAUAUUGAUCAUCAGUUUGAUUUUGUAUACAUAACCUCACUAUCGCAGUUUAUGUCAAUAAAUCUUUAUUAACGAAAAAGAAAAUAUUUUUGUUGCACUAUAAAUUACAGAAUAAAUUAAUAACUAAUGAAUUCUAACAAUGGUAUUCAGUUAUUAUCACUAUAAAAUAAAAUAUUCAAGUUUAACAAAAUAAUCCCAUAAGACUCAAUGUUAAAACGUCCUUACAAAAUCUGACAGCGUGUCACGUGACUGUGAAUAGAGGGGAGACGCACGGAGCCAAUUGCUAAGUAGAUCGAAAGGUUUGUUCCAACACAAUUUUUGUACUGUCCGGAAAUCAUCACGAAACUGCUCGUAUCGUUUUAUGCGCAUAUUCAUCAUUUCUAUGCGCAAGUUUUUAGCGCGCAAGUCAGCCUUGACCAGUACUUGCAUUUAUCCGUGUACUGAAAUGAUCGUCACGAAACUCAGUUUACGAUCACAAUUUUUGUUGGGAAAAUUGGAAAGACGAUGCGAUUAACGAUCAUUGUUUUAUUGGAUUGAUUUUGUUUACUGCGCAGGAGCGAAUCGUUACAUGACGGUUGUUCGUUGUGUUGGAACAAACCUAUUGUUUAUUUAAUUUCAAUUGUGGUAUUUUUACCACAAAUACAAAAAAAUAACUAGCCACAGAAGAGCAAAUUUGAUUUUUAAUCUUGAAAUUUAAGUAGGCAGCUGAUUAAGUUUUAUUUACAUAGUAAAAGAUAUCAUGUGAUUAAGAAAUUAGUAUAUAUUUAUUCGCCUGUAUUAUUGGCAUCCCUUUGGAGAAUCGAUUUUAUCCCAUGUUACUAGAAAGUGCAUUUCUAUUUUAUAUUAGACCAUUGUAUUAUACAUGUAUAGGUAGUAAUAGUAGUGUCGGAUCUUUAUAAUCAAUAUUUUGAUUCUUUGCAAUUCUAGUAAUAUAGGCAAUGUAAUAUAAAAUAGCAGUAAAGCAAAUAUCGUUACACGCCAUAUAUUCAUUGACGUCAUAAAUAAUUGGAACUACAAACUUUAAGUUUACGUCAUUAAAAAUGUAUUAUUUAUGCAAUUUAACACAACGUUUGUCAUUAAUUUUGUGUAUUUGUACUUUCAUAUGGAAUUUAAAUAAACGAUUAUACUUAAUAAAAAAUAAUAAAGUAUCCUCAAAAUAUUCUGCAUUUUCCAUAGCCUUGCAUCUUAUGGCACCAUAGAUAAUACCUACACUGCGCACUGCAAUCUAAAACUUUUCCCCCAGUGCGACAGCGAAAAAUGAUUGUAAACAGGUUAUGCAUCUCUUUCUAAUCGACUUGGGUUUAUCGACCAUGUGACUUUCCCACUGCCACCGACUAGAUAAACGUCGUCGAUUAGAAAGAGAUGCAUUCCCUGUUUACAUUUUUCUCUGUUGCACUGGGGGAACAAUUGUAGAUUGCAGCGCAGUCUAGAUAUUACUUCAUGUACGACACCGUCAGUAUUCUAACCUCAAAUUUAUUUACUCUUAAUCCCUUUUUUAAACAAUUGAUCAUAGAAUUUUGUCACACAUGUCCUGCGAUAUUUAGACAGUUCUUAUCUGGAACCAUAGAAAAUGAUGACGGACAACCAUUUACAUUUUCCAAAACAUUAAACUGAAUCGAUGACAUUAUUAUCGACUUGUCGAAAUUAGUCAACACAUGAAAUAUAGCGUGUAACGACUUUGUUUUGCGUUUAGUGUAUAUGAAAUUAUACAAGCAUUUGACAGGGUGAGUUCAAUCAAUAACCAGAGAUAUAAGAUAAUCGGCAAGGGAUGUAGGUGUGUAAAAUUCGUCGUGUUUAACUUACUUUUUCUAAACUUCUAAAAUGUACGUUAUUAGUUUAUGAAAUUCAUUUUUUCUGAGUAAUUUUUCUAGAAAACGAUUUAACAUACUAUGCUUUGUUUUUAAACCAGGAGGAGUAAACUAAAAAGACAGAUUCACACCCAAGAAAGUUACUAGAAAAAUCACCAAAUACAUCUUCUUUUUUGGUUGAUCAUGUCAACCUUCAACGGUAAUCCAUAAAUAUUAUAUUAUACUAAGUCGUCGCUAAAGAAUUCUAAAAACAACUGUUUUUUUAUAUAGAUGCAGACUAAAAAUCGAAAAAUUAAAGGAAUAAUGCGGAAAAUACAAAAAAUCGCCGAUAUAACUUAAUUAACCUAUGAAAUGCCAUAGUGUAAAAAUUUCAUAAAUGUCAAUAGUGUCAAAAUUUCAUAAUAGUGGUGUAAACUUGCCUGAUGUUGGACCAAUUACAAACAAGCUUUACUGCGCGGUAAAUUUGAAUUACUCCUGGUUUAAAAACAGAGCAUAGAACAUUUUCAAAUAUAUUAGAUUAUCUAUUUCAUCGAGAUUCUUCUACAAUCGGCCACAAAAUUUAGUAUUAAUUACUUGUAGUUACUGCUAAACCAUAUUGACAAAACAAUUUCGUUCUUGUGCUGCUAAAUAAUUCACCUUGAUAAAACAAAAAAAAAUGUAAUUAUGAAUGAUCCUUCAAGUAUAUUUUACAAUUUGUUAGAUUAGUGACUUAAUGGGACUUACUUUGGAAAUUGGAAAAAGGAGACAAUUUUUAAAUAAUAUUAAAACAAAAACUAUUUUAUUUAUUGUUAUAAUUUUUUUAUACAGUGCUCUUCAGAUAAAACUAUCCACCUUAAAUAACUUUUAAACCGCUGAUUUUUAGAAAAAGCAAAAACACGUCAAAUAAUACUUGAAGGGGGAGACAUUAUGCCAUAUUUGCUUGCCGGGAAAGGCACCCUUUCUCCCCCCGUAUCAUCCCUUAAUUUUUUAAUUACUUCCACCUUUUUUUUUCAUAUUUGGAUUCUCCUCUUUGUACUGAUUUCAAAAAUGUAUAACACAUGAUGCUUAAAGUGAUUAGUUUAUGAGAAAAAUAAAUACAAAAGCAUAAAAACUGGAUUGAAAAAAAUUAUUUUUUUACAAUUUUAUUAGAUACAAACAUUUAGAAUGAACAAUUCACUACCAACAAUUUUAACAACAAUAUUCAAAAUGAUGUUUGAAAGUUUGAAUAAUUAUUGUUAAAAUUUUUGGUAGUGAAAUGUUCAUUCUAAAAGUUAUAAAAUUGUUAAAAAAAUAAUCUUUGUACAAUCCAGUUUAUUUGCUUUUGUAUUUAUUUUUCUCAUAAACUAAUCACUUUAAGUAUCAAGUGUUAUACAUUUUUGAAAUAAGUACAAAGAGGAGAAUCCAAAUAUAGAAUAAAAAAGGUGGAAGUAAUUUAAAAAAAAUAAGGGACGAUACGGGGUGUGAGAGGAUGCCUUCCUAGCAAGCUUAAAUAUGGCAUAAUGUCUCCACCUUCAAGUAUUAUUUGACGUGUUUUUGUGUUUUUUCUAAAAAUCAGUGGUUUAAAAGUUCUUUAAGGUGAAUAGUUUUAUCUGAAGAGCACUGUAUAUUGUUAAAAAGGUUUUGCAGUAUACAAAAAAUUACCUAUAAGUAUAAGUGCAACUGUUUUAUAUAAAACAAAACUUAUUUCGAUCUUGUCAAUUUAUUUUAGUUACUCCGCGUUUUCACUCGUCCUGCUUAUAUUUUUGUUAAAAUUUUUGAAGUUGGUGCAAUUUAAAACGUUGAAUUUUACGAUCCAGUUGCUCCAGUGAUGUAUUAAUAUUAUUUGAUGUGAUGUAGUCUUACGAAUAAACUAUAUUUUAUAAGAACAAACCUAUGAACAAUUCUUAUAGAAAACUGAUAGUGAUUGAACUUGUGCUGUAUUUAUAUAUUGACGGAGACUGUGCCUAAUUUCAUGUUAGUAAUGAGGCGUUGAUAUCUACUCGUUUUUAUUUUCAAUACGCCACGUUACUCCUGACGUCACACUAUGUUUCGUUGAUGUCUCGAUUGGAAACAAACUGAAUUCGUUAAUAGUUCAUGUUAAAUUUAAUGUACUAGGGCGGGCGAAGUACUUAGCCUUCAAAAGAAAAACGAAAAUUUUGGAAAAGUGGCGAUUUAUUUCUGAACGUAGUCUCCUUUUAGCUCGAUACACGUGACCCAGCGUUGCUCCACCUUCUUUAACCCGUCUGAAAAAUAUCUUUGCUCGAGAUCUGCAAAGUAGGCUUCCGUGGUGGUGAUGAACUCUUUAUUUGACUUAAAUUUCUGCCCGGCUAGUGACUUUUUCAAGUUUGGAAGUAAAAAAAGUCGUACAGGCCCAAAUCUGGAGAAAACGUUGGAUAGAACGGCAGUUUGUAGCCCAAUUUGACUAGUUUGGCCAUGGCGAUGGCGGAGGUGUGAGUCGGAGCGUUAUCAUGGUGGAAGAGUAUUUUUUUCUUCCCCAAUUGGGGCCGUUUUUCUUAAAUUAGGUGUCGAAUCGGACUAAUAAUGCGAUUAUCGGACCAAUAAUGCGAAGUAGAUAUAGACCAUACCUUGUGAAUCCCAGAAAAUGGUGGUCGUCGCCUUUCCGGCCGAUUGGACAGUCUUCGCUCUCCUUGGAGCACGUUCGCGGGGUCAGGUCCACUGUAUCGACUGUUCCUUGGACUCUGGUGUAUACCAGUGGAACUAUGUUUCAUCGACGCGACGGUUAUGAAACAACGUAGAAACUCAUUUGGAUUACGUUUAAACAGCAUCAGACACUGCUCUGAAGUGGUCUCAUGGUUGCGUUUGUAGUUAGAAAUUAGAAAAUGCGGCAGCCAUCGCGCCGACUUUUUUUUAUGUCCCAAAUUUCAUGCAGGAUAUUACCAACGUGAUCUUUUGAGAUGCCUAUUGUCCCAGCUAUCUCACGCACCUUCGGUCGGCGGCUACCAAUUCGAGAACAUAGAUUUCUUUCACAUUAUCCUCAGUGGUAGCCGUUUUCGGGGCACAUGGGAGUGACGUGCCACCACGUCGAAACUCGCUAAACCAUUUUUUUUGACGGUUUUUAUCGAAGGAGAAGACUCACCGUUUACAGCAUUCAAGCGCUUUUUGAUUUCGCUACGGGAUUUCCCCUCUAAUAGACAAAGAGGCAGCGCUGAAAAAUCUCUUUGAAUUUACUAAAGCUAAAAUUUUCACAGUUGAUUACUGUGAUUGUGUAGAGAAACAUACUGCGGUCGGUUAAGCGAAACGUAGAACAGGGGUUACUGAGAGGGUAUCAAAAUUGCUUUCCUAUGAAGGUAAUUAAAUCCAUUUACUAAGGCUGAAAAUCAGUACACACAUUCUAAAUUGAAUAUAAAUAAAAGUUAUUAUAGUCGGUCAGCUGUAUGACGGGACAGAGCCGGUCGGUCGGCCCCAAUGAAUGUACAGGGUUAUUCACUAUAUUUUGACCAUCUUGUAAACUGCUUUAUUUACAGAAUUAGAAAAAAAUGUAAAGUACAAAAGUGUUUCGAUUUUUUAAUUAUGAUUUUUUGACAUAUAUAUCGUACUAGUGACGUCAUCCAUCUGGGCAUUAUGACAUAAUCGACUAUUUUUUAAAUGAGAAUAGGGGUCGUGUGCUAGCUCAUUUGAAAGGUUAUUCAAUUAUCUAUCUAUACAGUGCUAUAAACAUUAAGAUUAUUAUUUAUACAGGGGUCCAAAUUUUUUUUUUGAAUUAUUAAUUAAAUAAUUUAAUUAACAUUUUUUUGGACUCCCUGUAUAAUUAAUCACGUUUAUCUUUAUAUUACUAAAUGGGGAAUUGAAUAACCUUUCAAAUGAGCUAGCACUCGACACCUAUUCCCAUUUAAAAAAAAUUUGUCGAUUGCGUCAUCACGCCCAAAUGGAUGACGUCACUAGUACGGUAUAUAUGUCAAAAAAUCAUAAUUUAAAAUAACUUUUGUAUUUUACAUUUUUUUCUAAUUCUGUAAAUAAAACAGUUUACCAGGGGGUCAAAAUAUAGUGAAUAACCCUAUACAUUCACUGGGGCCGACCGACCGGCUCUGUCCCGUCAUACAGCUGACCGACUAUAAUAACUUUUAUUUAUAAUUUUAUUAAUUUAAUAUAAUUUUAUUUUAUAUUUAAUUUAGAAUGUGUAUACUGAUUUUCAGCCUUAGUAAAUGGAUUUAAUUACCUUCGUAGGAAAGCAACUUUGAUACCCUCUCAGUAACCCCCGUUCUACGUUUCGCUUGACCGACCGCGGUAUGUUUCUCUACAAAAUUACAGUAGUCAACUGUGAAAAAUCUAGCUUUAGUAAAUUCAAAGAGAUUUUUCAGCGCUGCCUCUUGGACUAUAAUUGAAAGAGUCGAAUCACCGACUGAUACUUUUUUUUUAAUUUUUCUAAAAUACCCAAACACGCCCGCUUAUACACGCGGUCAAAACAAAACUACAAGUCAGAUUUGGCUAAUAUUUUGACAUAGGCCGUCUACAAGAAUGUAUUAAACGAUGGUAGAUUUCUCUUGCGACAGUGGCGCCUUCGAGCGGAGAGGUUAAGUACUUAUCGGACCACCCACGUAAAGGACACUGCACACAUCUCAUGGAAAAUGUAAUGUCGUUCAAAUGCAAUAAAAUGUUCAUGAAUAGAUUCGUCUCGAAAUUACAAUCAUUUCGUAUCAUUGAGCCAACUCAAUUUUGAUUAAUACCGGCGUGAAUUGAUAUUAAUAAAUCUAAAAUCAAGUGUGUAUGUACGUGAUAAAAAAGAUUUUGUGAAUCGGUAGUUCAUUAAUCUUUCUUCAGGUAUUAAGGCAGAGGCCUACUCUUAUCUUAUAGAUAAUAAAGUAGGUAUAAUUUGAUCAGUCGUACCAUAGUUCCUGUAAUCGGCUUAGCUCACGCUGGGUUAAGCUGUUUUCAAUAGAGACUAGACAUAGUAUGUAUGAAUAUGACAUAAUAAUUUUAUGGACUGCAAAAAUGUGAUUUCCAUAAACUUUAAUCACAAUUUACGACGUUUUUAAUUAAAAUUCAGAGUUCGUGCAAUGAUAUGAAAUGAUUGUAAUUUCGAGAUGAAUCUAUUCCUGUAAAUUUUAUUGCAUUUUAUUGACAUGCCAUUUUCCAUAAGAUGUGUGAGGUGUGAUAUUAUAAUAUUGUCUAUGGCAUGUAUUCUGUAAUAUUUCCGUUAAAUUUAAGAGGCCUGUAAAAUUUUUAACCUUUCUCUAAAACUUUUAGGUAACAUUGACAUUUUAUAAAGACAUACUAUAGAGGACCGCUAUUUUUUUACAUAAAUCUACUAAAAGGUUUUCAAUUAAAUACAGCAACGUCGCACGUUGAUCAUGUUUAAAUAAACUACUUUUAAUGUAGAAAUUAAAUAAAAACUGACUGUCGGAAGCCAAAAAACUUAAGAAAGGCGUCUUCGGCGUCUAAUAUUUAAAUAAAGUGUUACAGAAUAACCCCAUAUUGCGUUAAAUUUUCCAUACUCAGAUUAAAAAUUCAACCGUUAAACCUGUAUAUAUUUUCUUAAUAACCUUCAAACUUCUUUUUCUGGGAUUAUCUGUAUACUGAGGUUUGGUUUUCUGUAGAAGAUUUUGAGAAAUUCUAUGCACCUGCUAUGAUAAAUUUAACUUGAAUAUCGUCACACAAAGGGUACCCCCCGUUAAAAUAGGCAAAAUGCCCUCACUCCCAGAAUUUUCAGCGCAAUUUUAAUGCCCCACUUCUCAUCCCCCUCUUCCUCUGCUCUAAUAAUAACGUCAUUUUUUCGUUUUUAUUAUUUUUUUUAGGUGAGAUGCAAUCGAUUUAGAAUUUUCAAAAAAUUCACACGCGUGUUUUACAAAACAUGUCUAUUGUUUAAAGACCCGUAGAUUAAGUGUAUCUUCUUCUUCAUGUGCCUCAUCCUUUAACCUUCGGAUGACCAAGUGUGGUAAAUUUUGACCCCAAUGUAUGUAUUUAUUUAAUAACUUCAGAAAUAUUUUCAAUUUUAAACUCAUUUAUUAAGUAUUUGACUUUAAUAUCAUUCUAGGUACCCUCAUAUUUUGUAAUAAAAAAAUUCCCUAUAUUUUACGAAAAAAAAAAUAUUUUCAGAAUUUGUUCCAUCAAAGACGCCUUCCAUGUUCCAAUUUUAUAUUACGUAAAUAUCGUCUAUUAUGUGGAAUUGUUUGUAAGAAAUAUUCCAAUAUUGAAAAAAAUGUUUGUUAAACUUGUGGCGAGGUAAAUUAGUGUAUGUUUUAAAAUUUGUUUAAUUUUAUGUUCAAAAUGAUGAUUCGUGUUUUUGUUUAGUUGUAAUGAAAAUAUGUUUUACCAAUGUUUAUUUAUCAUUUAUUGAUACCAUACUAACAUUAAAAUUACGAAUACGUUAUUUUAUUUCUUAAAACAACGUAAUUUUUUUGUCAAUUGUCAUUUUUGACUUGGGGUCAUUUUUGACCCCCGUUGGUCAUCCGUGUAACAAAAAAAGGUUGGUCAUCGGAAGGUUAAGGACAUUGGCGAUCAUCAUGGCCCAUUUUACUCUGUCUGUAGAGGUUCUGAAGAGUUUUAUUGUUGUUUUUCUACUCCACUGCUUCAAAUUAUUCAACCAGAACGUGCGUCGUCUCCCCGAUCCUCUUUCUCCUUCCCUUUCCUUUGUACAGCCAACCGCAUCACCUCAUUAUUGUUAUUUCUUAGUAUGUGACCAAAGUAGCUCAUUUUUCUUCUCUUCAUAGUGUUGAGUAUUCCUUUUUCUUUUUUUCAUCGUUCUUAAUGUUUCCGUGUUUGUUACGUCUUGUGGCCAUGAUAGUUUCUAUCUGGUAAAACUGGUUUUCAAAAUCAACUCAAUACAGAUCAACUCAGGUUUUUAAUUUGAAGUAACUGAGUCAUUUAAAACAUUCAAAAAUGAGAGAAACUCUCUGUAAAGCUAUCAGAGGUAGACAUACAUACGUCACUUUGUAUAUUUAUUGUAAAAAACUCGAUUUAUUUGAAAUCAAGAUAACCCAACGUCAAAAAGUGGCAGUUGACGUCAUACUAACGUGAGCUUGUUUUAAUUUCCAACUUUCAUAGGUUAUAAAAACUGACUUGAGACGUCUACGAAUCCCCUAAAGAAAAUUCUAGAAUAAUAAAUUUUUAAAUGAUUAUAUGAAUGCUUUUUAGACAAGGACCACUAAGUAUUUUUUUAACGAAUUUCUUAGGUACGAGUAGUUAUGUCGCAUUUAAGAAAUUUUGUCACAGUUGAGACAUUAUUUUUAAAAGACGGUACAUUUGACACUCCUUAUUUUAUUAUUACUGGUCUAUACCGGUUGUUUUAAGUAUUUGAAGAUUUCUAAAACAAUCACGAGUGUAAAUUUUUUAAUUGUCUUCUUACUCAUCCUCUUCCGAAUUGUUAAUCUCUACUAUGGCACUCGAGUCAUGGUAUCUUAAGCAGCCUUAUCGAUGUUUUUUCUUUAUGAAUUCUUGAAAAAAAGAUGAAAAUACUACCACCCUAACAACAUAAGACACAGAACAACAGAACAUUUUCAAAGGAAAUUGAGAUGUACAAUAUUUGUCGUUGAAAUACAUGUGAUUAGAAAUCUUCAAAUCAUUUGAGCACACGGUAGCUGCAUAGACUGAUUAUUUAUUAAGUUUUUUAUCUUUUGUACAUAUUUUAUGUUACAGUUUUGUGCUUGAAGAAUGGAAGUUGAUGAGCUACAACACCAUUGGUGUAACAUCGAUAAAUUUCUAUAAAAAUAUCUUUCUAGCUACUCAGUGUGUAGGCAUUGAGUAACUAGGAAGAAAGGACAUAAUAAUAUUUGGACCUCGGAGGUAAACUACACUAUGUCAUUUCGAGCAACUGUGAGGUAGAGCUCUUUGAAUGCCAUAAAAUUCUGAAGUAUCACAUAAAUAAAUCUGAUAUAUCCCAUAAUAAUUAUUGUUCGAAAGACAAUGUGCCCAUAUUUUAAUGAUAAUAAAUAACCAAUUUGUAUAAUCCAACUAAUAAAAUAAGUAAAUUAGAGAAACUUAUUCAAAACAACACCAUUUCAACAUAGUGUAGUUUAUCUCCGAGGUCCGUUAUGUCCUUAUACGUUUAUAUCGUUAGUACUAGAGAUAGUUCUAGGUGAACGUGAUCAUAACUUAAACGAUUUCCUAUAUCAACCAUGUGUCAUGUCCAUUUCACACCAUACUGUACCUAAAACGAUACAAUGGGUGCGUUCGGACGACCUCAGCGGCUGACUGUAAGCACAAAGCGGCUUAGUGGUUGUAUCCAGUGGCAAUAGGAAACUCUUAGUAAAUCUCUCAGCGGCUGACUUCCACCGCGCACCGGUGUCGUCUGAAUGCUACCGCUAAGGCGGCGGUUACAUUGGAUGCGAGUUCGUACGAAAAACCGAUCGUACGAAUUCGUAAGAAUACGUAGGAAAUCAUCAGAACGAUGGGUACAACGUUAUAUGCACGUGUUGUGAGUUUUUAAUGAAUCUCACGUGAAUAUUUUAGGACCACACGCAUAUGUCCCAAAGCAUAGAGUCCUUCGAUAUUAACAAACUAGUGAACUUUUAGGGCGAAUGGUUCUGAGAAUUUAUUUGGCCUGGUUUUAUAGUUGCUAAUGAACACGAUAUGAAGGAUUGUAAAAACGAGAAAUAAAAGUGUUAAGCGAACAAAACAUUUAUUAACAGCGAGUUUAACAAAUAUGCGGAAUUAACGAUAAAAUGUCUUAAUAGCGAAAGAGGGAGAGAGAGAGAGAGAGAGAGAGUAUUUAAUCUAAUUAUUGCGGAGAACGUAUUUUCACGACGAAAAGAGGAGCACACAACACUAACACCUCGCUUUAGAGAGGCUGGCGAGAGACUUAAAAUUCUAUUCAAAUCACUGCAUUAAUAUCGUAGUUUACACUUUUCUUCAUGAAAAAGAGCCACCAUGCUAUUCUUCUUUGGCAAAGCGACAUGCCUUUUACCCCGAAGACGAUAAAUAGCAAACAUACGUCCGUUAUCUUUUGUGCCUACAUAACACAAGCUUUUGAGAUAACUAAAAUAUAUUUUCCAUCCACAUACAGAUUGUCCCAAAAAUGUAAGCGCGAUAUUUUUACAUAAAUGCGAAUUAAUUUUACUGUUAUUUUCACAACAGCACGGUUACAUUACUUACAAAUAUUUCUUACGAAUUCGUACGAACUGGUACGAUUUUCUGAUGCGACCAACAUGAUUUGUUUUUUCUGCGACUUUUCGUACAAGAAGUCGAUUGUAUUUAAUAGUUUUGUGGUGUUCGGCUGAUUAUAGUUACAAAAUGGAUGUUGAAAAAUAUAAUACUAGUCCAAGAAAGGCAAUCUUUAUGGGACCAAAAAAUGUAAACAAUACAACAACCGAGAUUUGAAUAAAAAAUCAUCAACCCAAACUCUGGAGUUUUCUAAUAAAAGCAACUUUAAUAAAAACGGUGUUUCAAAAAAGUAAUAAUUAACUAUUUAGAUGGAAAGUAAGCCACAAUUAAAUUGAAAAAAAAAAAAAGUUAAAAUUAUUAACGUUUCGACGCCCAAAUCGGGUGUCGUCAAAAUACUAUUAAAUUAAACAAAAAUUUUGUUGCUUAGUAAAAAAUUCUUCUAAUAAUUUAUUUAAUCUGACUCAUUUAUAUUUAUAUUUUUUUCAAUUUAAUUGUGGCUUAUUUCCCAUCUAAAUAGUUAAUUAUUAUAAAAAUGACACAAGGAAAUAUAGUGGAGUCACUGAAGGUUUUCACCUCCGAUUUCGUUGAACCUUGAUCGAUUUUCAUGAAAAUUGGUGAGUAAUUAGAGGAUACCUCAAGAAACAAAGGUGACAAUGCCAACUUGCGUUUUUACCCUGGCGUUGAAUGCCACCCCUUCUCGGGGGUGAAAAUUAUUUUAUUAAAAAUAAUACCAUAAAUCGAUAGAGGAACAAAUUAUAAGCAAAAUUUGUUAUAUCAAGUUAUUAAUAUUAAUCAACACUUUUUGAGUAUUAAAGACCAAAGAUUUUAUUUUUUCCUAAAAAAAUGCAUGUUUUAAAUCGGUUUUUCACGUAUAACUCAAAAACUAUAAGCUUUUAUAAAAUAGUUAUUAUUACUGAAAUUGAUGAUAAUAAAAAACUGAAUACAUUCCUCACUUAAAGAACUAAACUGAUGUUAGUUCAAAGUGAGUUAUUGGCAAUUGAAUGUGUAUUUUUUUCGACAAGUACUUAAAUCUAAGUAUUCAAGCUUAAAUAACGGGAAAACGAUGCAGUGUAUAAAAUAUAACUGCUAAUCAUUUGUCAACGUAAUUCGAAAUACAUAUUAAAUGUGCUUCAGAACAAGUUAAUAGCGUCAAAAUUAAGCAAGUUAUGAUGAAAAUAAAAGUACCCUUUCGAAUUUUUUAGGUUAGGUGUAAAGAACCAUUUCCACAAAAAUUAAAAUUUAUAAUAAUCCUUACAAUAACUUCUUUAUAUUAGCAUAAGUAAUGAUUUCAAUAAUUUUGACCGGUUUAGAAUGCAUAUUUUUGACAAAAGAAAAAUAUAAUUUAAAGAAAUCAUAAUUUUUAAAAUUAUUGUAAUUUUCAUAUUCUUUUCAUUCAACUCCAAAAAUACUCAAUAUACGUAAAAAAUGAUAAAUACCGAAAUUUUAGUUUAUUCUGUGUCAAAUAUUUUACCUGUUUUACUAUUUCCACAGGGUAAUAAAUAACCGAGAUAGAAACGUUUAAAUCUUAAAUUUUGCUGUGAAAACCAUGCAACCGGGGCAAAUUAGCCUUUUAUUUUUAAAUAAAGUGAGGGGUCUAAAAGAUUAAAUUCAACGUGGUUAAAUAGCCCUUGGAAUUAACUUCCAAACUGUUUUUAGAUAAACCUGAUAUCUUAAAAAUAUACGGAGUUAUUAAAAAAAGCAAUAACAUUUUUUGGAAAAAUUAAAAAAAAAAUAAAUUUUGAAAAGGUUUUGGUGCAUAAAUUUUAAUGCUAUCAACAUGUUCGGGGGCUCAUUUAAUAGAUAUUCUUAAGUACUUUGACAAAUGUUAAAUAAGUUUAUGUUAUAAAAUGCAUCAUUUUCCCGUUAUUUCAGCUUGAAUACUUAGAUUUUUUUUACUCGCCGAAAAAAAUAUAUAUUCAAUUACCUCUAACUCAUUUUUAGUUAACACUAAAAGGUUUUGCUAGUAAAGGAUUUAUUUAAUUUUUUAUUAGCUUCAAUUUUAGUAAUAUUAACUUUUUUGCAAAAACUUAUAGCUUUUGAGUUAUUGAUGAAAAAUCGGUUAAAAACAUGCAUUUUUCUCAUGAAAAAUUAAAAUCUUUGAUCUUUAAUAACUCAAAAAGUUUUCAUUUAUUUUAAUAACCUAAUAAAACAAAUUUUGCUUAAAAUUUGUUCCUCUAUCGAAUUAUGGGGUUAUUUUCAAUAAAAUAAUUUUAUCCACCCCCAGGGUAAAAGCGCAAGUUGGCACCAUGUCACCUUUGUUCCUUGAGAUAUCCUCUAACCACUCACCAAUUUUCAUGCAAAUCUAUGGAGGUUCAACGAAAUCGAAGGUAAUAGCUCAUAUCCACCUCCAGUGACUGCACUAAUAGCUUUAGAACAACAUUAAAAAAGUAAUACUUCGCAGCGUUAUUCAUUGUUAAUAACCAUAAACCACAAUGUAAGAACUCUGAUAUAUCUACUGCGUUUUUUAGUCUGAGGUCACAUCUAAUGGAACCAAUCUGUCUUACAACUUGAAUUCGUAAGAAUAAAGUUCAGAAUGAAACAAAUACGUACAAUGUUAUAUGCACAGUUACAUUAUUUACAAAUAUUUCUUACGAAUUCCUACGAGCUCAUACGAUUUUCUGAUGCGAUCAAUAUAAUUUGUUUUUUCUGCGACUAUUCACAAAAAAAAUUAAUAAUAUGUACUAGUCCAAGAAAGGCAACCUUUAUGCGACCAAAAAACUAAACAAUAACUCAUAUGUCCAGCCACUGAGAUCGAACGUACCUACUGAUCAAUUUUGGAUGUAUGUGACCUAUGUAAACAAACAAAAAAUGUGUAAAACAAACUUUCACACACUUUAAAUGUGAGUUUGAUCGCUCGUUAUGGUAUUGUUUUAACCAGUUGUGAUGUAGUUCAUUGACUCAUGUAAUUUUAUGGUAUGCCAUAUUUAUAUUUUAAUUCAAACUCCUCAUACGAUGUUAAUCUAUCUUGUUGUGUGUUUUCGAGAAGAUAUUUGAAAUCUAUUUGUCUGCUAUUUUAGUAUACGAGCUGUAAAAGAAAAUAAGUAUUCGCUUUCUUAUUUAAACAAAAAAGUGUAUUUCAGUUCGUCAAUAGAAAACACUAAGACGCUUCUUACCAAUGCCUUCUUUUAGUUGUGAAGAAUUAUUGAUCAAAUUUUAGACAAAUUUUACAGCGAUAUAAAAUCAAUACGGUUGAGUGGUAAAAUAUCAAAUAAAAACGUAUUCUGUACAUACCAUAUUUACCAAAUCCGAUUAUUUAUUAAUAUGUUGUAUAAUAUUUUAAGUUUUUCCCUCUAUUUUGACAAUCUAUUUUCUGUUUUAACCAAAUAAAUACCGUACUGUUGUGUAUAUAGCUCUAAUGCAUUAUUGAAACUGUUGUGUAUUUAUGUAUUUGUAAUGUUGCAUUACUUGAUUUUACAAAUUAAGAAUGAAACAAAAUUACUGACUGUAAAAAAGUAGUGGAUCGAUUCAUUGACAUACAUCAAGGUGUCACAAUUAUCUUAAAAAUAUUAAUGUACAACACUCUACUCCCAACUUAACAUAACAUGACACAUACUUCAAGUUUAGCUUGGUUUAGCAAGGUUUUUUAAUUGUGCGUUGAGACCUACGUAGUGGUGCGUCAUCUGAGCUAGCUGCAGGCGCAUUGAAAGAGGUUGCAGUAGUAAGAUAAUGGUAGUUUUAUUUGUCAAAUUUCUAACAAUGCGUAUUUCUGGCUACCUAGUAUAGGCAUCAACUAAAAUAAAAUAGUAUGAGUUCAUAAAAGGUCCUGCAAUAUCUACAUGAACUCUCUCAAAAGGGCUCUGCUGUCUCCUAUAGGUUACUUACUCCAUAACGUUACAAUCCUUCGUGGGUUUUAGCCUACUCGACAGCAUGAUUCCACUCUUCUCUGUCUUGAGCAACCUCUAUCCAAUUUUCCACGCCCAUGGCCUUCAGGUCUUCCGCUAUAUUAUCUCGCCACCGAAGUCGAGGACAUCCGCGUGGUUUUCUUUCAGUUGGGACUUUCUCCCAUACCAGCCUUACUCUUCUUUGGUCAGAAUGUCUUCUGAGGUGUCCUGCCCAGUUUUUCCUGGAUUCCUGAUUUUAUUGCAGUUUGUACAAUUGUUGCAUAAUAUAUCUUCUGUCGUUAUAAAUUCCUGGCUAGCAGUAAUAUUAUCUGGCAAGCAUCUUCAUCACUACCUGAUUUAAACUUUACUUUUCAUGCAUACUUUGCUCAGAUGGCCACCUUGUUUACAUUUUUUACAAACUAAAUUUGUUUUAUUACAUUUUUUCGCAAUAUAUUAUAAAAUCCGCAUCUAAAACAAAAUAUAUUUUUAGUUUUGUUAUUGUGGAAAUCAUUUCUUUCCCCAUUUGUAGGUUGUGUGUGUCGUUGUUUAUUCUUGACACUAGAAACUUUGUUGAUAUGUAUUAACAUUAGUAUUUAAUUUCUGUAAUAGAGCUGCAUCUGGUUGAUGUCUACAUGCUGAUGGCAAGUUCUAAUGCUUUCUCAAUUGUAAGAUAUUUGUAUUCCAGGAGUCUUUGAAUAUUUUAGUUCCGUAGACUAAAUACAUCCUUUGUUUAAAUAAUCUAAUAAUCUAAUCUAUUCAUUGAUACAUAUUUGAGAAGCUGUUGAGAUGAGCGUGCGCAUAGGUCUAUGUUGGAAUUUUAUUUUAUUUUACUAUUGACUUUUGAAACCUGAGUUCAUCAAACGAAUUUAAUGUGUUAAUGGAUUAAUAGGCUGAAUGGAACAGAAUUGGUAAGAUUUCGUAUCAAUUAUUUCUAAAUCUUGUUUGUGUAGAACCAAAGAAUAACAAAAAAUUUAAUUUUAUAAGCUAGUUUAACUAAAUAAUCACCCAAUGUACUUUUCUUCGUACACACCACAUAAACUAAAGCGAAUAUUAAUUUUGGUUUCCAGCUCUUUUUUCUUUUGCUUUUCGUGCGAAGCUGCUUCUGUAGCAUUGAUUUUAAUUCAGAAUAUUUUUAAGUAUCAACAAUUUUAUUGCUAUGUACAUGUAUUGUUUAUUAUAUAGCUAUAAUUUUAUACAUGUUAUUAAAAAGACUUUUUUAUAUUCGAAAAGUUAAGAAUGUAUUUUAUUGCAUAUUUCUGUAGCAUCGCUUAAGAGCUUCUGUAUACGCAGGUAUUAUUUAUUUCAUUCACCGUUUAUCAGCAAAUAUAAAUAUAUAUCUUGUAUUACAUACUCCAUAAAGGGAAAUUUAUCUAAUUUUUGUGUGAUAGUUAAUCGUUCGUUGCCAAAAAGUUUCUAAUAGGGCGUAGUUUUGUUAAAAUUAUCAAAUUUGUGUGUUGUUUCUAUUUGGUAUACAGGGUGAGACAAAACUCGCGCGUAUAAUUGUUUUUGUUUUUAUAAACAAAACUCUACUUUAAUAACAUCAACAUUGAUUACUUCAUAUAGUUUCAAAUUUUAUGAAUUUAGAACAACAAAAUUCAAUACUGAUUGCUUUCUAAGGACAUUUAAAGUAGCUCAUGUUUUUGUUGCUCUUCGGUGCCUAAUUGGAGGCAUAAGUGCGUGAAGCUCGUGAUUAUACACUCAUGGACAAAAAUAUGGUAUUAACAUUUUGAAACUAUCAUAUGAAGUGAAAUUUUUGUCCUAAAAUUCUUAGCCCUUCCAGUGUCAUAGGAAUAGGAUUUUCUUCCCAAAUGCGAUGUUAUAAAGUUUCAUAUUGUUCUGUUAAAUAAAAAGGGUUGCACUUUAUACAGGUUUAUUGAACUCAUGCAAAACAGUAGGAGAGUUGAGAUCUGCCAUCGGCCUUGACAUGUUCGUGACUAACUUCACAACUUACAGAGCUGCCAGAUUGUGCCGAUAGUACAUCCCCCUCUUUACAAAAACAAGUAGAGUACCUUGUAGUUGCAAACGUUCGCUCGUUUUUGUAUCGUAACAUUCCUACCACUAGGCGAUCCCUAAUUAGCUCUUCUUUAAGGGCACCGUAGUCGCAAUUUUCUGCCAACGAAUGUAAACUGGUAAUAAAGUGUUCUACAGCGUCCCCUGGUUGUUGAAUUCGUGAAUUAAAUUUAAAUCGGUCGAAUAUUACGUUACGACCGGGAAUAAAGUGAUUUUCAAAACUCUGUAACAUCUCUGAAUAAGUAUUUGGAAUUAUCGGAAACUGUAGAACGAUUUCUUCGGACUCAUCUCCCAUUAUAGAUAUUAUAAUGUCGAUUUUGUCUUUCUCCGGUUUCUGAUCUUGUCCCUACAGUGACAUGAAUCUCUCUUUUCCGCCACUAGGGUCAUAUAUUUGGUUGUGAAAAAGUAAAUUUUUCCGGUGGGUUUACCUGAACAGGCAUGUUAAUUGUCGUUGAGACUCUACUACCAGAUUCGUCUAAAUCUGUGUUUGUGCACCAGCUGCCGCCAUGUCCUGUUAAAUAAAAGGGGUUCUUGCACUUUAUACAGGUUUAUUGAACUCUAUACAAAACAGUAGGAGAGAUGAGAUCUGCCAUCGGACUUGACAUGUUCGUGACUAACUUCACAACUUACAGAACUGCCAGAUUGUGCCGAUAGUACACAUAUAAAUGCUCGAUCGUAUUUAAAUCUGAUAUGGGCUAUAUUGCGGACAAUAUAUUUUACAUUGAAUCUCAUCAAGGUAAGUAUAUUCACAAUAUGGCUGGCAAAUGGCAAAACAUGAUCUAACUAAAACGUUUUCAAUGUACAUGUCAGGGCAAUACCACUCCAUAGCACUAUGCCGCCACCACCAAAACUCGCGCUCUGUUUGAGGUUAUAACUGGCAUACCGUUCGUUAACUCUUUUGCAGACGAAGUUUUGCCAAUCUCGCUUCCAUAUGCCGAACGGUAUGCCAAUUGUAACUUCACACAGAACGUUAGUUUUGGUGGUGGCGGCAUAGUGCUUGGAAAGGACAUACCGUACUUGUGAAGAUGAUUGGGCGAGUGACAGCAAGCUGACAUGUACAUUGAAAACAUUUUAGAAUAUCAUGUUUUGCCAUUUUUCAGCUAUAUUGGAUACAGCAGAUUCGUGGUAAUUCACGCAUGUCCACAUGUCGCUAGAAUAGUGAAUAAUUACCUUGACUAGAUUCAAUUUAAAAAAUUAUAUUGCUCACAAUAUAGCCCAUAUCAGAUUUAAAUCCAAUCGAGCAUUUGUAUGUAACUUUAAAAAAUCGCAUUCGGAAAAUAAAUCCUAUUUCUAUGACACUGGAAGGGCUAAGGAUUGCAGGACAAAAAUUUCACUUCACAUGAUAAUUUAAAAAUAUUUUAUGUUUUUGUACAUUAGUUUAUAUAAACAUGAUGAACAUGAGUAUCCUGAACAGUAGAUGUGUUAAUGAAUGUUUAAAUAAUUCUGCGUGUAACAGAAAAAAACUAAAAUAUAUAAAAAACAAAUUAAUUCUAGUAUGAAUGAUAGAAUGGCUGUAUAAUUAUUAUAGGUAUUUUUGCACUAGUAUUUAUGAAAAAAAUGUGAUUGCGUAGAUAUAUUGUUGCCAAUAAAAAGAUAUAGCGAGUGGAUAAUAAAUCAUUUUUUAAGGAUG
This is a messenger RNA of Diabrotica virgifera virgifera (western corn rootworm), 21882 nucleotides long. It is a transcript of the gene Pak, whose product is annotated as serine/threonine-protein kinase Pak. The transcript has 10 exons. NCBI's taxonomy places the organism in Eukaryota, Metazoa, Arthropoda, Insecta, Coleoptera, Chrysomelidae. Gene Ontology annotation, biological process: protein phosphorylation; intracellular signal transduction; regulation of MAPK cascade. Bases 194 to 1906 code for a protein of 570 amino acids. Gene Ontology annotation, cellular component: cytoplasm. The record is from RefSeq and is a predicted model, not a curated record. Gene Ontology annotation, molecular function: ATP binding; protein serine/threonine kinase activity.